AUGUAUUCCGACGGCGCCGAAUACUCAAGAGGAACCGCAGUUGCACCAGAAAUGUCAAGUCCUGUACGGGCUGCUAGUGCAAGUACCGGUAAUUUAAGCCGAAUACGUUCCCGCAAUCGUUCAACUUUGAGUACUUCUAUGCAGUCCGAUCCUCAUUUGGCUUCUAGAAUCGGUGCUUUUUAUCUUAACAAUGUUCAGUCGAACAUACCGUUUGAGACGGAUAAAAUAACUCCAGCUUACGGUAUAGGUGAUAUGAUCGCACCUGAAAUGAACGAUUCCGGGGAUCAAAAAGUUCCGAGUGUUAGUAGUAAAAAGGUCGGUCUUUAUUCACGCCCAAAUGUAUCUUCUUCUAGCAUGCUAUUGACUAUCAAACGAGCUACAUCUGCAGAUUCGCCUCAAGACAAGCAACUAAAUGACAAUCCUGCAACUAAAAACUUAAUGCCUAAGAAGUCCUUGUCUACUACUUUUACACCUACUCCGUCUCGGAUUUCUCAUGAAGUUUUACCUGCUACUACUUUUCCAGCACAAUCAACCGACUCUUUACAGCGCAACACCACACCAAGGCAUUCUUCUCCAUUACAAAAACAGGUCUCGACUGAUUUACCUUUUACUUUACCUAUCUGCGAAGAGGAGCAGCUAGAUUGGAUUCGCGAAAAUGAAGAUUUGGUACAUUCUAUGAACCCUGACGAUUGUUUAGAAUGGGCAGAGUACGUCCUUCGUUUUACAUUGGUUCAUCUUCCUUAUUUGCAAUCUUAUGAUACCGAAAAUUAUGACGAAAUUGACUACUUGGAGAAUGUAUGUGAAAUUGCACUCGAUAAAUUUCGUGAAUAUUCAAGAGCCGAGAAUCCUCGUGCUCUCUAUUUUGAUGCUUACACUUAUGAGUCUGGUGCCUUUGAUGUUGAAGUUGACCUUCAACAAGCUUGGGAAUUGUAUUCUGCUUCUGCCAAACUCGGCUAUACUCGAAGUCUCUAUAGACUAGGUGUAAUUUUAGAGGAUCAAGGAAGUCUUCAAGAGGCCGUUGAAUACUUCGAGGAGGGUGCUAACUCCAAAGACAGUGCUUCUUGUUGGAGAUUAGCUUUAUUAAUCCUUGAAGGAAUGCUUGAUAAUAUUGGAACAUAUGCUCAGCAACGCACUCGUGGUCUUCAGCUUUUGGAACAGAGUGCUAAUACUGCCGAUGCUGAUGUUCCUUCUGGUUUGUAUAGUUAUGCCCUUAUAAAUUUACAUAAGCAUCCAGGAUUGGUUGAUUUAGAUGCAGAAGGAUUAGAAGUUCCUCUGAACGAGCGACGUGCACUAGAGUCCUUUGCGCGGGCGGCAUUCAUGGGACAAUCUUCUGCUAUGCUGCGUAUGGGUGCAGUUUAUGAAUUUGGUAAAUAUGGAUGUUUCAAAAGUCCAAAGUAUUCUGUAUUUUAUUAUUCUGCUGCCUCUAAGCAAGGCGAAAGCGAAGCUGAUUUUGCACUUGCCAAGUGGUAUUUAAAUGGUGGUGCCGGUGUACCAGUUGACGAAGAUCAAGCCUUCGUACAUGCCGAGAGAGCGGCAAUGGCAGGAAACUCCAAUGCACAGUUCUUAUUGGGAUAUAUCUUUGAAAGUAAAAAUAAUUCAGAACAAGCUCUUUAUUGGUAUACGGAAGCUUCUAAUAAUGGACAUGCCGAAGCUGCUGAGAAUUUGAAGAAUCUGAAAGAACUGUUGAAGAAUAGUCCAGCAGAAUAUGUCCCUCCUACUACUACGUCGACUCAGUCCCAUCGUGCUGCAGAUUAUAGUAGUGCUCCUUCAACUCCCUAUGUUAGUUCUCAAUCGCAGGGCGAUACUUCUAAUGCGGGCACUACGAAGCCUAUCCCUGGGACCUUGCCGGAACAGCCUGUAGUACAAAAGGUACCAGUUACUAAGAAGACGAAAAAAGCUAAAUUUCGUAAACAUUUUAAUUGUGUGAUAGCCUAA
Molecule: messenger RNA, 1935 nt
Organism: Schizosaccharomyces osmophilus
Lineage: Eukaryota; Fungi; Ascomycota; Schizosaccharomycetes; Schizosaccharomycetales; Schizosaccharomycetaceae
Gene: chr4
Product: SEL1/TPR repeat protein1, 3-beta-glucan synthase regulatory factor Chf3/Chr4
Exons: 1
Coding region: 1-1935 (644 amino acids)
Molecular function (GO): protein binding
Source: RefSeq, a predicted model, not a curated record